Sorex fumeus (smoky shrew) is the source of this 4151-nucleotide messenger RNA. It is a transcript of the gene SLC24A3, whose product is annotated as solute carrier family 24 member 3. Bases 145 to 2337 code for a protein of 730 amino acids. The transcript is spliced from 17 exons. Gene Ontology annotation, molecular function: calcium, potassium:sodium antiporter activity; calcium channel activity. Gene Ontology annotation, cellular component: membrane. Lineage: Eukaryota; Metazoa; Chordata; Mammalia; Eulipotyphla; Soricidae. The record is from RefSeq and is a predicted model, not a curated record. Gene Ontology annotation, biological process: intracellular calcium ion homeostasis; calcium ion transmembrane transport.
CGCCCCUGCAGCCGCCAGGCCCUCCUCCCGCCGGUCCUCCUCGCCGCUCCUCCUCCAGCCGCCGCCCCCGCCUCCCGGCAGCCCCCGCCGCCCCCGCCGCGCCGCCGCCCAGGCCGAGCGCGGCGCCCAGCGAGCGUGGGAGCCAUGGCGAGCGAGCAGGAGCGCGAGCCCGAGCGCCGGGAGGCGGCCGAGCGGGACGGCGGCGACGGGGACGACGACGACGACGACGAGGGGGAGAGGCAGAGGAAGAAGAAGAAGGCGAGGGAGGCGGCGGAGGGCGGGGACCGCGGGGACGGCGGCGAGCGCGACGCCGGGGAGCCCCGCGGCCCCGGGCGGGCGCGCGGCGGGCGCGCGCGGCGACUGCGAGCGGGGCCGGCCGUGGGCAGCGGGCGGCCGCCGCCGAGGAUGCGGAGCCGCGAGGAGGUGGUGCGCGAGCGGCGCCGGGGCCGCCGGAGGGACCUGCUGCUGAGCCAGCUCUGCUUCCUGGCCCUGGUGGCGCUGCUGCUCUGGUCGCUGUCGAGCAUGCAGGAGAAGAAUGACCUUGACUUAAUGGACCUCUUCGGGCAGGACCGACAGUGGAUGGGUGGUAGGAAGUUACUUCAGGUGAAUGACACUCUGACUUCCGAAGAUGGAGGACUCUGGAACAACAAGAACUGCACUGAACCAGCCCUGAAUGAAUUUCCCAAUGACAUCUUUACCAACGAGGACAGGAGGCAGGGAGCUGUGCUUCUUCACGUGCUCUGUGCUAUGUACAUGUUCUACGCACUGGCCAUUGUGUGUGACGACUUCUUUGUCCCCUCCUUGGAAAAAAUCUGUGAGCGCCUGAACCUCAGUGAAGACGUGGCAGGAGCCACAUUCAUGGCAGCAGGCAGUUCAGCUCCAGAACUAUUCACAUCGGUCAUAGGCGUCUUCAUCACCAAGGGCGAUGUGGGCGUUGGGACCAUCGUGGGCUCAGCGGUGUUCAACAUCCUGUGCAUCAUUGGUGUCUGUGGACUCUUUGCAGGGCAGGUUGUGGCCCUUUCCUCCUGGUGUCUGCUGAGAGACUCCAUUUACUACACACUGUCUGUGGUAGCGCUCAUUGUGUUUAUUUACGAUGAGAAAGUUUCCUGGUGGGAGUCUUUAGUCCUUGUGAUGAUGUAUCUGAUCUACAUUAUCAUCAUGAAAUAUAAUGCUUGCAUACAUCAGUGCUUUGAAAGGAGGACAAAAGGUGCUGGGAACAUGGUCAAUGGCUUGGCCAACAACGCUGAGAUUGAUGACAGCAGCAACUGUGAUGCUACCGUAGUGCUUCUCAAGAAAGCCAACUUCCACCGUAAAGCGUCAGUGAUCAUGGUGGACGAGCUGCUGUCAGCCUACCCCCACCAGCUUUCCUUCUCUGAGGCUGGACUUCGGAUCAUGAUCACCAGCCACUUUCCCCCCAAGACUCGGCUCUCCAUGGCCAGUCGCAUGUUGAUCAAUGAGAGGCAAAGACUGAUCAACAGCAGGGCUUAUGCCAAUGGAGAAUCUGAGGUGGCCAUCAAAAUCCCAGUUAAGCACACAGUGGAGAAUGGGACAGGGCCCAGCAGUGCCCCUGACCGAGGGGUGAAUGGGACCCACAGGGACGACGUUGUGGCUGAGGCUGGCAACGAAACAGAGAAUGAGAAUGAGGACAAUGAGAACAACGAAAAUGAUGAGGAGGAAGAAGAGGAGGAGGACGACGAAGGACCAUACACACCCUUUGACCCUCCCUCUGGCAAAUUGGAAACCAUAAAAUGGGCAUUCACCUGGCCACUGAGUUUUGUCUUAUACUUCACUGUACCCAACUGCAACAAGCCCCGCUGGGAAAAAUGGUUUAUGGUGACAUUUGCUUCCUCCACGUUAUGGAUCGCAGCCUUCUCUUACAUGAUGGUGUGGAUGGUCACCAUCAUUGGUUACACCCUGGGGAUCCCUGAUGUCAUCAUGGGGAUUACCUUCCUGGCUGCUGGGACCAGUGUGCCUGACUGCAUGGCCAGCCUCAUUGUGGCCAGACAAGGCAUGGGGGACAUGGCCGUUUCCAACUCCAUCGGGAGCAAUGUGUUUGACAUUCUUAUUGGUCUGGGGCUCCCCUGGGCCCUGCAGACUCUGGCUGUGGAUUACGGAUCCUAUAUUCGGCUGAACAGCAGGGGACUGAUUUACUCUGUGGGCUUGCUCCUGGCAUCUGUCUUUGUCACGGUGUUCGGGGUUCACCUUAAUAAGUGGCAGCUGGACAAGAAGCUUGGAUGCGGGUGCCUUUUCCUGUAUGGUGUGUUCCUGUGCUUCUCCAUCAUGACCGAGUUCAACGUGUUCACCUUCGUGAACCUGCCCAUGUGCGGGGACCACUGAUGGGCAGGGCUGCCUGCUGAGGCAGUCCUUCUUCCGUGCAAUACGAGACCCUGGCUGCACCCUGAAUCACACGGGCCCCAGGGCUGGGAGCUCACCGGCCUCCGAAGCUGUCUGGGGGCCCAGACUCUCCCUCCCCUUCCCUCCUCCCCUCCUUUUUGGGUCCUCCUGGGUUCCCCCUGGCCACCCUCUGUGCCCUCCACCUCCUCCAUGUGAAGACUCCGACAUUCACGUGAAUUUUUAAGCUCCAUUUUUGAACAGAGACUGAGAUUCUAGAAAAACUGGCUGCUAACUGGCCUAAGCCAGGCAAAACUUGUUAUGACCCCUCCUUCUUUUAUAAGUUAUUGAAUGGAAGACAACCCUAAUUUAUGACCUGAGACUGUCAAAGAGGUAGAGAGGAGAGGGUGCAGUGAGAUGGGGAGAGGUGGGGAUGAUCCUGUUUUGAGGUAAUUCCUAGGGUUUGGGGUGUUGUUUUGCUCUAGGGAGGCUCCUUCUUUAUUCAUUUCCCUCCAGAGAUGGAGUGCUCCUCUUGCAUCUUUUUUUAUUGAGCUCUGGACUAGUGGAUGGUCCCCAGGUUGUCUCUACUGUGCCUUCUGGGAUGCGAAUCCCAGGGCCUGUUGACAUCUGCAGGGGUUGAGUACAUGUCCACCUGUCUGAGGAACAGUGGGUGAGGGCAUGCUGUGUCAUGCUCCAGCCUGCCUCCCUGAAAGUCCUCGGGCGUUACCCAGGGAAGUGCAAGGGUUUUAAACAGAAGACAGCUUUCCUCAUACCCAUGACCACCAUCGCUUUCUGAGUAGGUUUUUUCUAGUCUUUCAAGCAAUAGUUCUAGCCUGCCUGAGGCCUUUGACAAGGGGCCCUGGUUAAACUACGCACCUGAGAGGAGCUAGGCCGUCAGCGACGAAGCCGCCCAAUGUGUGAGGCCCUAAGACGUGUUCUCGUCGCUUGGGAUUUGAGGUAACAGGGAGUGACCCAGAGGGAGUGACCCAGAGGCUACCACUGCUUUCCGUGCAGAAUUAACAGACACUGGUUUCUCGGAAAAUGGAGAGAAGCGCACUUUGCACAGACGUCCUCAAUAAAGUCCCAAUUUGCCACUCGGUAUUGAGUACACUGGACCCUGACAGCUGGCUCUUGGACCAAUGUCCUUCCUCAUGGGACAUCACCACCAAGCUGCUCCAGCUGUUCUCCUCCCCUCUUGGAGGGAUGGCAAGGAAAAGAGAAAAGAGAGAGAGAGAGCAAGAGCGAGAGCGAGAGAGAGAGAGAGAGAGAGAGAGAGAGAGAGAGAGAGAGAACUGUCCCCUUCGGAACCACAGAAUGUGUUCAAUGCAGAAUCACUCAUGGGCAUAAGUUAUUGUGAAUGUUGUUGCCAACCACUGCUCAACAGCCCUGCUAGAUUUUAUAUGAUGCUGAAUUAUUAUGCAGACUAGUUCCACCAAGUUGAGCCGCACCCAUGCUUGUUACACUUGUAUUUAUUGAAACUGUGGAUUCUUGCCUGUGCUGUCCCUUGUAUUUACUUUAAGCACUGAUCACUUAUUCAUUCGGUAUGGUUUUUCCCAUUCCUUGUACACAUUCUGGUAUGAAUUGUAAAAAUAACCUGCUAAAAAUUGGUCAGAUGUUUCCACUGAUGGUGCAAACCAAGGCCAGCAGUGGCCGAUGGGGCACCUGCCAGAUAGAGGAACAGGAGAGGAAAUCACCAAUUUGGGCUCUCAGAGCUAAGACACACUUACUGAUUCUGUUGCACAUUUUGCACUGGUUUAUGGCAAUUGUUUUCUUGGACGAAUAGUGUAAAAUAAACUUCUCUGUUCUGUAUACUUUCUUGA